AUGAGGUUCACUUAUCAAGGUUGGCUCAAAACAUCUAUUAUAAAACAGAGAGAAUUUCGCAAUAUUCUCAUGAAAAACUUGGGUUUAACUUCUACUGAUAUAAACAAAUUUUUUGAUACGAAAUAUAUCUUUAAAAUUCCACGUCAUCGAAUAAUAAAAAAUUGUUUGCUCUUUCAGAAAUAUAAUAUUAGAGUGGACUCUAUAGAGAAACUUCACUUUUGUCUAAGACUGCAAGAGUAUUCAUUAGAACAUAGAAUUAAUGUAUUAAAAGAAUUAGGAGUGCCAGUUAUAAGUAUAUCUUUAUUGAACAAUACAAGCUAUCAUUUUCACACAAAAUUAUCAAAGUUCCAAAAUAGAGUUAAUAUUCCAGCUGAACAAAAUAUUGCUGCAAAUAUAUUUGGUAGUGAAGUUCCUGAACACAUUUUCAAAUUGAGUAAUACAUUGACAGUCCAGGAAUACUAUUGGAAAUGUCUUUUGUAUUGCAAAAAUCAGAUAUUCAAUCUGCCAUAUCUAGACGAUAAGAUAUUAUUGCACAAGUACAUAAAAAUAAAGAGUAUAAGAAUGAUUACAGAGACAUUGAAAGUACUCAGGCUUGAUCUCCAUUAUGAUGAGAAAAUAAUAAAAAAUAAUCCUUCGGUUAUCAUUGCUUCUGCCGAUAACAUCAGAUUGCUGUUGAACCAUUCUACAGAAGCCUUGGGAAUGCCAAUUGUAACAUUUUUGAGAAAAUAUCCCUUUAUACUUUUACAAGAUUCAGUUAAUGUUAUACGAUUACUGAAGUUGUUCAAAAAAAAUGAAAUACCGGAUAAACAUGUAGAGACUUGCAUGCAAAUUUUUCGAGUAAGUUAUGAAGACGUCCAACAACGAUUCAAAAUGAUAAAACGGCACCCGGAUCUAAGCUUGUGGUAUAAGCAUUCGCGAAUGCUGCAAAUUGUAUACAAGCUGAAGCAGACAAAACAACGUAUAAAGUACAUUAACAUCAUUGAUUCUUUGAAAUGGACCAAACCACAAACAUUCCUGGCUACAAACUCUUCAAUGGACAAAGCUUUGCAAAUCGGCUUAGAUUCAUCCAGAUAUAGUUUACGGCAUAUAUUUAUGCAGGAAUUAGGAGUAAACAAAAGCAUAUUGCUAACGAGACAUCUACAUUGGAAAACGGCUACAUAUAAAGAUAUCAAGCAGAUGUUAAAAUACUUAAAGAAACAUUUUACGAUAAACGAAAUAUGCUCCAAUAUACACAUCGUACUUUAUAAACAAUCGAGAGUGGAAAAAGUACUGGCUGAUUUAAAACGACAAUAUUCUCAAAAUACAGAGUACUCGUUUACUAAUAGCCAGUAUCUCGCAUUGUGUCUAUAUAUGUUGGAGAAAAAUAAUAAUUUCACAGGUGAUGGUGUUUGGAUCAAUGAACCAAACAUGAAGGAGCAAUCUUUGAUUGAAAAAAGAAAUACUAUAGAAAAAUUUGAUGAUAGUACAGGUACUCUAGAAGAUAUCAAUAAUUUCAGUGUGGUUUCAGGAAGAUAUAAACAGUGAUACUGAUCAUAAUGUAGAUGUAAGCAGUCAGUAACAAUAUACUUAAUGUAAAUAGUUGGAACAAUAAUAUACAUAAUGUACAUAAACAUUUUUACUUGUACAGAAUAUUUUACAGCAAUUCAUGUUACAGAA
Molecule: messenger RNA, 1656 nt
Organism: Trachymyrmex septentrionalis
Lineage: Eukaryota; Metazoa; Arthropoda; Insecta; Hymenoptera; Formicidae
Gene: mTerf5
Exons: 6
Coding region: 1-1524 (507 amino acids)
Biological process (GO): termination of mitochondrial transcription; regulation of DNA-templated transcription
Cellular component (GO): mitochondrial matrix
Molecular function (GO): double-stranded DNA binding
Source: RefSeq, a predicted model, not a curated record